Messenger RNA from Colletotrichum aenigma, 1149 nucleotides. It is a transcript of the gene apf9-2, whose product is annotated as FAD-linked oxidoreductase apf9. Bases 1 to 1149 code for a protein of 382 amino acids. Lineage: Eukaryota; Fungi; Ascomycota; Sordariomycetes; Glomerellales; Glomerellaceae. Gene Ontology annotation, molecular function: FAD binding. The transcript has 4 exons. The record is from RefSeq and is a predicted model, not a curated record.
AUGAAAAACACUUCCAAAUCAUCCAACGCCACGUUACAAACAAAAUCAUGUUCCAUCUCCGGCACACUCAUUCGCACCGUUCCGCUCGCCUCCGUCUGCUACAAGUCCGAGCCAAACUACAACGAAGACUCCUGCAAUAUCGUUCUUUCCAACUGGACAACCUGGGACCUCCAUUCCUCGGAUCCAGCCAGUGUGCCCUCUUCUCCUUCCCUGAAAGGUUGCGAGCCGAUCUACUCCAACGGAACCGGCAUCAACGGGGAUCCUGAUGCCGGUACCAAAGGCUGCUCUUCGGGUUCUCUGCCUCCUUAUGUCGUCAAUACAACUGACUCUGGCGACAUUCAGAGGGCACUUGCAUUCGCGAAAGAUCGUAACCUCAGGCUGGCUAUCAAGAACACGGGGCACAAUGGCUCUGGCAGAAACCUGGGAUUCGGAAGCUUGUCGCAAGUUCUCUCCUUCUGCCUAUUCUUCACCUACACAGCAUUGCUCAUACAAUCUCAACAGGAUAUGGACGCACAAUAUGAGCAGACUCAAUUUCAUGAGCAAUUCAAGUCUCUCUCCUGCCCCGCAAACUCUACGUGGAAAGGUAGCCAAAUGGCCAUCACCAUUGGAGCCGGUGUCCAAGACGGCGAGCUUUACGAUUUUGCGCAGAAGCACAACGUAAUGGCCGCAGGCGGCACGAACAUGGACGUCGGUGUUGUCGGGUGGGCUACCGGAGGAGGGCACGGCCACCUGACUGGAGAAUAUGGCAUGGGCGCAGACAGCAUUCUCGAAGCCUCAGUCGUUACCCCCAACGGUGAUCUAGUCACAGUCAACGCGUGCCAGAAUGAGGACAUUUACUGGGCGAUUCGUGGAGGUGGAGGUGGUACCUUCGGCAUCAUCGUCAACAUGACAGUCAAGGCGUAUCCUUUGCCAGACAUGAUUUUGCUUGGUCUCAAUGUGUCCGCUAACAACGGUACAUCAACUAAGAGAUGGUGGAAGUUCGUCGCAAAGCUGCACACUUUGCUCCCUGCACUUCAAGAUCAAGGAACCAAAGGUUACUAUACCAUCGCAGGGCCCCCUUCUAGCGCGACAGUUGGCAUGUCCGGCUCACUCUUUGCCUGGAAUAUGUCAAACGACACUGUUGCGAAGGCAGUCGCUCCUAUUCGAUAA